AUGUGGGAUUGGUGGGAUAUGUUGUGGUUGGGUGUUUGGUACGCGCUCAGCACGGCAAGCGCUGGAGCUGCAUCACAAAGUUUGCGCAAAGCCACCAUCCCGGUUUCUGAUGAACUCAUCAAUGGUUUUGAUCUUUUCAUCAGUUUCCUCCCACUCUAUUCCACGGCGUAUUCUUUUGAUCAUUUGAUUCUGUUUCAAGUAGCUUCCGAGAUGGAAUAUGAUCCAAGUUAUAUUGACUUGCGAAACUUCAUACAAGAUAACUAUAAGCAUCUCUUAGGUCUCGCUAUCUGCAAAGCUAUGGUACAAUAUUGUUUCGAUUUCUCAGUUUAUUGGAUCUCGUUUCUCGCCGUCUGUCUUGGUUCAAUGGAAAUCGAUCAGGUACACGAUGAUUUCUACAUCCCAAGUGAUAAGCUUCAUUGGCUUUCAGUUGUGGUGCUGCUGUUUUCUCGUAAUGUUCUCUUGAAGAUUAUGAUGUUACUGAUCCCAUAUUACUACCAUGUCCUAGUAACACCUUACUUUAUAGGUUUAACCUCAAGGUCAUCAUUGGCGGCCCGCGCCUAUGAACAAAGAAAGUACAUUGAAAUUGUUUGUGGGAUGUUGGCAAAUGCACUUAGUACAUACUAUUUCAGGUUCCAAUCUAUGGAUCUUAUGCUUGCUUUAUUGGGCUCCGCUGUAUCCUUCUUGUAUAUGUUUGCAACUGUCAAGCCGUCUACUGAUUUCGGGAUCAUGCAGUUCUUGCUUACACAAAGCAUCCAGUGUGCAGUGACCCUAUUUGGGCUCCUCCACUUUAAGACUCUUUUGGUCUUAGUAUUUGGAUGUUUAAUAUUGGUUUUCAGGUGGAAACUUGAAUCUGUCCAACUUCUCAAACUGAAAAGCUGGAGAGGGAAGUGCUGGCUAAAUUACCGUACAAUACAAAUACAAAAUGCUACGCUUUUCGCAGGACAGGAUCUUCUACUGGCCGCAUUUCAAAAUUAUCAUCCUUUACUAAUUUGGGGUCCAUCGGCACUUCUACUUAUAGUUUUCAUGAGGUUCAUUGUUUCAGGUCCGCGCGAGAAAAUCUACCGAAGCAUCUGGCAGUGGUAUUGGCAUAGGAUAGGUAACCUGAGCGCACCUUUGUAUUAUUAUGUCCAUUUCAGGGAGAUUUUGCACCUAAUGCUGCCAUAUUUUCACCAUUCCAAAUACGACUUACAUGGAGAUCCAAUACCGCCUGUGUAA
Molecule: messenger RNA, 1215 nt
Organism: Oldenlandia corymbosa var. corymbosa
Lineage: Eukaryota; Viridiplantae; Streptophyta; Magnoliopsida; Gentianales; Rubiaceae
Source: the annotation of a GenBank genome assembly